GUAUGGCGGGGCUACGAGAGCAUCAGGUGUCUGUGUUUUUGUGGUCCCCGUUGGAGGGGCAGGACACGACGGAUGGGAGAGUGGAGAGGUACUUCUUAUAGCAUAAGCCCCUCCCUAUCCUCCCAUCUCUCGCUAUCCUGUCCUUUCUCCUUCCAGUUACUGCAACUUCUUGCAUCAAUAUGUCUGGAACAUCGACUUAUAACCCCGCCGCGAAACAUUUCAUCAAUGACCCCAACCACUUAGUACUCACGGCCUUGAGGUCGAUUACUCUUGCCAACCCGUCAGUUGCUCUUGAUGCAGAGAACAAGAUUGUCUUCCGUCGCGGAGAUGCUGGCCUUUACAAAACUUCUCAGGUGUCAGUAGUUUCUGGUGGUGGUGCUGGUCAUGAACCUUCUUUCGCAGCCUUCGUAGGACCUGGUCUUCUCUCUGGAGCUGUUUCUGGAACAAUCUUCGCUUCACCCUCGGCCGAGCAAAUCAGAAGGUGUCUACUAGGCCGCGUUGAUUCUGCAAAGGGUGUUCUGGUCAUCGUCAUGAACUACACUGGUGAUGUGCUCAACUUUGGCAUGGGGGUUGAGAAAGCAAGAGCAACUGGCGUCGAUAUUGAGAUGCUGGUCGUUGGAGAUGAUGCAGGCGUUCCUAGAUCGAAGGGUGGUAAGGUUGGCAGACGAGGAAUUGCGGGAACUGUCCUCGUACAGAAGAUUGCUGGAGCUUUGGCAGCUACCGGAGCACCCCUCAAGGAUGUGCACCACGUCGCAAAACUCGCUGCUGACAACAUCGUCUCGAUCGGUUCCUCUCUUUCGCACGUUCACGUCCCAGGUCGCAAGGUCACCGAAGCGGGCGAGGACGAACUUACAUUUGAAGAGGUGGAGAUCGGUAUGGGCAUCCACAAUGAGGCUGGUUCGGAACGCACAAAGGCAGAUCUGCCCAGCCUGGUUGAACAGAUGUUGGCACACAUGCUAGACCAGGAUGACAAGGAGCGAGCUUUCCUCAAAGUGUCUGGCGAAGACAAGACGGUCGUAUUGAUCAACAAUUUGGGCGGUGUCAGUGUACUCGAGAUGGGCGGCAUCGCUACUGAAGUUCUGGACCAGCUCAAGAAGUACCACAACAUCAGACCCGUCCGAAUACUCGUCGGUACUUUCAUGACUAGCUUGAACGGCAUUGGCUUCAGUAUCUCUUUGCUCAAGCUCCAGGACACUGGCCUGGACAAGUCUCUGUUGCAAUUGCUUGAUGCUCCCUCGGAGGUCGCUGGUUGGGCGACACCCAUCAGUACAGCGACCUGGGAGAAUACGUCGACUGCGGCCGAUCGAAGGAGAACGGCCAAGGCUGACGGCGAACAAGACAUACCCAGCAACCUUACACUCAACGCCGAUGAGUCCAAGAGGGUGCUCAAGGCUGGUCUGGAGCGCGUCAUUGCCGCCGAACCGGAUGUCACCCACUACGAUACCAUUGUGGGUGAUGGCGACUGUGGAAUCGGUCUCAAACGUGGCGCAGACUCUAUACUUCAGCUCAUGUCUUCCGAUCUUGAUACAAAGGACGCCGCUAUCUUCCUAGGCCGUAUCACUUCAGUCAUAGAAACAUCUAUGGAUGGAACCAGUGGAGCCAUUUACGCCAUUUUCCUCAAUGCACUAGCUGCUGGUCUACGCUCACAAUCGCCAGAGUCCGGCAAGACAGAGGUCACGACGCAGAUCUGGGCCGAAGCAGCUAAGCAGGCUCUGGAAGGUCUCGGCAAAUACACACCGGCAAGACCUGGCGACAGAACUCUUGUGGACGCAUUGGAGCCGUUCAUCAAGCAGCUUGUAGCCACCGGAGAUCUGAAGAAGGCGGCACAGGCAGCUAAGGAAGGAUCAGAUGCCACCAAGGGAAUGAAGGCUAGUCUUGGAAGAUCAGUAUACGUGGGUAACGAGGGCUUCAAGGAAGUUCCGGAUCCUGGUGCUUACGGUCUCUCCGAGUUCUUGACCGGUCUUGCUGAGGCAUGAGGGAACGCGAUGAUAUAGGUUGAUUGUCCAGUUGUACAUAACAUGUGGUUGUUUAAAUCUGAGCAAACAGUUCCAAAGUGU
Messenger RNA from Aureobasidium subglaciale EXF-2481, 2057 nucleotides. RefSeq lists its product as uncharacterized. Lineage: Eukaryota; Fungi; Ascomycota; Dothideomycetes; Dothideales; Saccotheciaceae. Gene Ontology annotation, molecular function: glycerone kinase activity; ATP binding. Gene Ontology annotation, cellular component: cytosol. The coding region runs from base 180 to 1976 and encodes 598 amino acids. Gene Ontology annotation, biological process: glycerol catabolic process. The transcript has 4 exons. The record is from RefSeq and is a predicted model, not a curated record.